Messenger RNA from Phragmites australis (common reed), 983 nucleotides. RefSeq lists its product as uncharacterized. The record is from RefSeq and is a predicted model, not a curated record. Bases 91 to 645 code for a protein of 184 amino acids. Lineage: Eukaryota; Viridiplantae; Streptophyta; Magnoliopsida; Poales; Poaceae. The transcript has a single exon.
CCCCCCACCCCCUCUCCUCUCCUCCGCUUCAAAGCCACGAAACCGCAAAAGCAACUCGAGCAAGUCAUCACAAACGCAAUCGAAACAGAGAUGGGGCUCUGCAUGUCAAGUGGCGGCGCGGUGAGCGAGGCGGCUCCGAAGGCCACGGCGCUGGUGCUGCUGCCGAACGGGGAGCUGCGGGAGUACCCGCGCCCCGCCACGGCGGCUCGGGUGCUCGAGGACUCCGCGUCGGCGGCGGCGACGGGGGAGAAGGGAUGGUUCCUGUGUGACGCGGACGGGAUGGGGUUCGAGGGCCCCGUAGCGGCCGUGGGCGGCGCCGAGGAGCUCCGCGCUGGGCAGAUCUACUUCGUGCUCCCCGCCGAGGCCCGCCGCCGCGGGCUCCGGCGCGAGGAGGUCGCCGCGCUCGCCGUCAAGGCCUCCGCCGCGCUCGCUAAGACCGCUGCCGCCGCCGGAUCAGGGGCCGGAAGGCGGAGGCGGGGCUCCGUGGCGCCGCUCGUCUUCUCCCCGCCGCCGGAGGAGGAGCCGGAUGUGAAGACAUUUGCUGCGCACAAAGCCGCGCCGGCGCCGUCCGUCGGGAAGAGGCGCCCUGUCCAGCGGUUCGCUUCGGAUCUGACCGCGAUUCCAGAAUGCGAGAUGAGCGAGUAGCUGGAUGAAGAGAACAAGGACUCGAUCGCGGGAUGAACUCGAAGCAAUGGCACGACUGCGACUGCGAAUUCCUGAUCCCGAAUUGCCAAAAAUUUCUUGAGCGAGCACUCUGGAACCAAUCAGACGCGGAUGGUCGAACGGACGGCGGUGGUUCGGCAGGGAAUGAACCAGCGGUUGGGAUGCGGCUGACUGAGAAACAGCUGCUGCUACUAUUACUUGCUAGCAUUUGUACGUGAUUCUUGGGAAUUUUGGCCUCUGUUAGCUGAGUUGGUGUUCGGAAUUGAGAGGUUGCAGAUGGACUGUGAAUACAAACAAAUUAUUCGGCUCCUCUUCUUCUA